Mustela lutreola (European mink) is the source of this 1046-nucleotide messenger RNA. RefSeq names its product ELOVL fatty acid elongase 2 (gene ELOVL2). Bases 156 to 1046 code for a protein of 296 amino acids. Gene Ontology annotation, cellular component: endoplasmic reticulum membrane; endoplasmic reticulum. NCBI's taxonomy places the organism in Eukaryota, Metazoa, Chordata, Mammalia, Carnivora, Mustelidae. The transcript is spliced from 8 exons. The record is from RefSeq and is a predicted model, not a curated record. Gene Ontology annotation, biological process: sphingolipid biosynthetic process; fatty acid elongation, polyunsaturated fatty acid; fatty acid elongation, saturated fatty acid. Gene Ontology annotation, molecular function: fatty acid elongase activity.
CGAGGGGGCGGGGAGGCGGGCGGGCGUGCGCGCGCCGGGCGUGGGUGUGGGCGUGGGUAAGUAGAGCGGGCGCGGCGGGAGCGCGGGGCAGAGGAACGCUGGCUACCCUGGACAGCGCAUCUUCGCCCGCCGGGGUCGCCGCGCCUCAGCGGAUCAUGGAGCACCUAAAGGCCUUGGAUGAUGAAAUCAAUGCUUUUUUGGACAAUAUGUUUGGACCUCGAGAUUCCCGAGUCCGAGGAUGGUUCAUGUUGGACUCUUACCUUCCCACCUUUUUUCUUACUGUCCUGUAUCUGCUUUCCAUAUGGCUGGGUAACAAAUACAUGAAGACCAGACCUGCUCUUUCCCUCAAGGGUAUCCUCACCUUUUACAAUCUGGGAAUCACGCUUCUCUCCGUGUACAUGCUGGCAGAGCUUAUUCUCUCCAGCUGGGAAGGAGGCUACAACUUACAGUGUCAAGAUCUUGCCAGUGCCGGGGAAGCUGAUGUCCGGGUAGCCAAGGUGUUAUGGUGGUACUACUUCUCCAAAUCAGUAGAGUUCCUGGACACAAUUUUCUUUGUCUUGCGGAAAAAAACCAGCCAGAUUACUUUUCUUCACGUAUACCAUCAUGCCUCCAUGUUUAACAUCUGGUGGUGCGUUUUGAACUGGAUACCUUGUGGGCAAAGCUUCUUCGGACCCACCCUGAACAGUUUCAUCCACAUCCUCAUGUACUCCUACUACGGUCUUUCCGUGUUCCCGUCCAUGCACAGGUAUCUCUGGUGGAAGAAAUACCUCACACAGGCUCAGCUGGUGCAGUUCGUGCUCACCAUCACGCACACCAUGAGUGCAGUGGUGAAGCCCUGCGGCUUCCCUCUGGGCUGUCUCAUCUUCCAGUCUUCCUACAUGCUGACGUUAGUCAUCCUCUUCUUAAAUUUUUACGUGCAGACAUACCGGAAAAAGCCGGUGAAGAAAAUUACGGAAGAGCCACCUGCUGGGAAAGAAGUGAAGAAUGGUUUCUCCAAAGCCUACUUCACCGCCACUAAUGGGGUCAUCAACAAGAAAGCACAGUAA